Acanthosepion pharaonis is the source of this 1407-nucleotide messenger RNA. Lineage: Eukaryota; Metazoa; Mollusca; Cephalopoda; Sepiida; Sepiidae. The record is from the annotation of a GenBank genome assembly.
AUGCAUUCUUCAUUCAGGGUGUGCAUGAAAAGCGCUUUCGGUGCGAAGAAGACGAACGAACGAACGCCUCUCCAGAGGAAUCCGAACGCCUUGCUGGAAGAUUUUUCUUUGGCAACAGAGAAAAAUGGCGUGCUGAAUACUCGCAAGAAUUCAGAGAGUACAGUCAACGAGGGAAAUGAUUCGCAAACUUCUCUCAUAUUCCUAUCUUUCGUCUUUCUUUUAUAUUUCUUUGUCCUUUUCAUUAUCACAGAUUUCAUUUUGCUCGCUGUCAUUUUUAAUUUUGUCCAUUGUUUCACUUCUCGACCCAGCCGACUAGCGAAUUUUGUAAUUCAAAAAAGUUACUUGUAUUUCUUUUUUAUUGCCUUUCAUUGCCUCAAUCUUUCUUUUCAUCUUUCUUUCUUUGGUCUUUUCAUUCUUUCGUUUUCUAUCGUCUUUAAUUUUUCACUGUCUUUAAGAUACGGUCGUUUCGUUUUCCGUCUCUUCUUCUGGCAUUUUCUCUAUUUCAAUGACUUGGGAGGCAUUUUCUCUAUUUUCUUCUUUCAUUUUUUCUUCUUCCCACAUUUUCGCUUUUUUAUAUCUUCCCUUUCGUUCCGUUCUUAUUUAACUUACCAGACGAUAUUUGCCGCGCCCGUAAACAAGAAAAUGACCUGGUUUUUUUUUCAAUUUCUUUUUUUACUUUUCUUUUCCCUUCUUUUCUUUCUUGGCAUUUCUGAAUUAUCUUUUCCUCUUUAUUCUUUUUGGCUUGUUUCUUUCUCUUCUGGUCGCGAAACUGGCAGUUUCUAUCACCCUUUAUUCAAUAUCUAUCUAUCUAUCUAUCUAUCUAUCUUCGUCCUGGCAAACCAUCUAUCUAUCUAUCUAUCUAUCUAUCUAUCUAUCUGUGAGGAGCUGUGCUUAUAUUUAUCUGGAUAUCUAUCUAUCUAUCUAUCUAUCUAUCUAUCUAUCUAUCUAUCUAUCUAUCUAUAUAUAUAUAGAGAGAGAGAGAGAGAGAGAGAGAGAGAGAGAGAGAGAGAUAAGCACAGAACCACAUACUUAUCUAUCUAUCUAUCUAUCUAUCUAUCUAUCUAUCUCCUUGAUUCCAUAAAUGUUGCUUUAAAUAUUUAUUUUCAUUUCUUUCAUUCGUCCUUCUUUACUUUCUUCAUCAUUUUACCUUUUUUUUUUUUUCAUUUUAUUUCAAGUAGCUUCCUGAAGAGGUCCACUCACCAUGGGCAUUUGCCAGAUGGCUCAGACUUUCCAAUCCCAACCGUUUCUCCAAACCCCCAUCGUUCGAUAGACUUCAUGUUUUCUUAUGUCUUUGAUGCGUUUGAUUCUUCUAUCUCCUUGUCCAGUGGGCAGCCCGGCCAUAUCUGCUCUCACCUCAGUCUGGACUUAAGCUUUACUGUGAGUGACAGCUACUUUCUGAUCGUAUGA